CUAUAAUGUCACACAUCCGAUGUCUUUGGUUGUGUCUGGGUUAUUUAAUGGUUCUCGUCGACUUCAUUCAACCCUCUCAGAUGAAUGUUUGUCGACGUCAGCAGGUGGUUCCUUACACGAGAAAUGUCUACAGGAGUAGAUCGGUACCUUACCAGAUAAAUUCUUUCUGGAGAGGUUGGCAGACGAAAUACCGCACGGAGUAUUACACAGAAGAUGAGAUUGCCUAUAGAUCUGAAGUGACUUCCGUUUGCUGUGAGGGCUACGAAGGAUCCAUUGAGAACUGUCAACCUGUCUGCAGAGAGAAGUGCCCUGCACAUGGUUUCUGCUCAUCUCCCAAUACUUGCAGUUGCCACACGGGCUACGGCGGAUCCGACUGCCAUCCAAUUUGUCCGGCGGGAUGCGGAAAAAACGAGUUUUGCGAUCAGCCCGGAGUCUGUAGCUGCCAAAGUGGCUACAAUCGAGCUUCUAGCAGCGACAAUUGCCUUCCUGUUUGCCGAGAGGAAUGUGGACACCAUAGCUUUUGCUCGGAGCCCGGAAAAUGCGAGUGUGAGCCUGGGUACGGGAAAAUGGAUAGCGGCAGCGCCUGCCAUGCCGUUUGUUCGCCCAAGUGUGGGGAAAACGCUCGAUGCCAGGAGCCACAACUGUGCACCUGUCUAGAUGGAUACAAGGCCGAUUCAAAUGGAAAUUGCUUGCCAUUCUGCCAGAAAGAUUGUGGCCAAAACAGCCGAUGUGUGAGGCCAGGAGUGUGCGAGUGUGAAAAUGGAUAUGCCGGUGACGAAGGAGACACCAAUUGCCGACCUGAGUGCUCCACUUGUCCGGAGAACGGAAUUUGCUUGAGUCCAGGCGUUUGUGUCUGCAAGCCAGGUUACAUGAAGAGAGAUGAUCGCUGCCAGCCGCAUUGCGAGGAAAACUGCCCCGAUUAUGGACGCUGUGUGGCGCCAAACCAGUGCGAGUGUUUUCCGGGCUAUGAAUCGUCUGGGGCCGACAAAAAAUGCGAUCCCAAGUGCAGCAAGGGAUGCUCAAAUGGCUUUUGCUUUUCCCCGGAGACGUGUGUAUGCAAUAUUGGUUACCUAAUGGGUCCCAAUCAAGUUUGUGAGCCACAAUGCAGCCUAAACUGUAUUCAUGGCAAGUGCACCAGCCCAGAAACCUGUUCCUGCGAUCCGGGAUAUCGUUUCCAGAACAACUCCCACCACGUUUGCGAUGCAAUUUGCGACAGUGGCUGCAGCAACGGAGACUGUGUGGCACCCAAUAUUUGUAUAUGCCACGAUGGCUAUCAACCCAAUAACACAAAUCCUGUCACUUCUAUGUGUCAGCCCGUCUGCGAGGACUGCAAGUUCGGAGACUGUGUGGCGCCGAAUAAUUGCCAGUGCAGUAUAGGCUACGAGAAAGUCAACGGAGUCUGCGAGUCCCAAACCACGACAGACCCCAACGAAUACAGCACCACGACAGAAGAUUCCCAAACCUCAACUGCCGACCUGGACCCACACUCCAUAACAACACCUAAUGCAAUAGGGACACCAUCCAGCGAGGUUCCCCACUCUAAUUGCACUGCCGGUUGCAUGUGCUGGAUUGAAUAUGAUGGGAUGGGCACUUUCAAUACGGCCAAGUGCGCCAAGAUCUGCGUGGAUCCCCAGGACAAGCCGUGCCUCGAUUUGGAUAAUUGCCACUGCGAUCUGCCGAGUGGCCAGCUGGUGUGCCAAGAGGAUAGUAGCGUGGACUACAGCGGGGAGAAUUCGCGUUACGUCUGCCACAUGUUGCAAGCGAAGAAAGCGAGAUCAGAGGCCGAGGCACGGAUUCCUGAGCGAACAGAAUCGUCCCACAAAUGGAUGGUUAUCAUGGGCUCCUGCGCUGGAAUGAUCCUUGGUGUGGCCGUCGCAAUUGUUGGCACAAAGUACUAUCGACGUUCUACCUCUACGCAAAAUUUUGAAGUCGAACAAGCCAUCUAUGAAAGUGAUUUGGAAUAACUUAUACUCAAUCAUAAUUACUCAUCCUUGCAAAGUCGGUUGUAAAAUUGUUAAACUACUU
Molecule: messenger RNA, 2025 nt
Organism: Drosophila teissieri
Lineage: Eukaryota; Metazoa; Arthropoda; Insecta; Diptera; Drosophilidae
Product: multiple epidermal growth factor-like domains protein 10
Exons: 2
Coding region: 6-1964 (652 amino acids)
Molecular function (GO): protein binding
Source: RefSeq, a predicted model, not a curated record